This is a messenger RNA of Momordica charantia (bitter melon), 2266 nucleotides long. RefSeq lists its product as uncharacterized. Gene Ontology annotation, molecular function: protein binding. The record is from RefSeq and is a predicted model, not a curated record. NCBI's taxonomy places the organism in Eukaryota, Viridiplantae, Streptophyta, Magnoliopsida, Cucurbitales, Cucurbitaceae.
GAAAUCUCCUGUGAAUUCGUCGUCUCUCAAUUCGUGCGAUUCGGAUUCUAAUGCAGAAGGGGACGAUAAUGUUGCGUCCAUUAAUAAGAAGCGGAAGAUCGAUUCUAUUGCGGAGGGAUCUAGGAUCCACGACUCCGAGAAGGAUGAAAAGUUCAUUUCUGCUACAAACCCCACGGAAACCCUUCAAGGAGCGCAUAUGGAUCCGGGACCCUCGACGCCUUUACCAGAUAAGAAGCUUUUAGUCUUCAUCCUCGACAGGCUUCAAAAGAAGGAUAUCUAUGGUGUGUUUUCCGAACCAGUGGACCCCAACGAGCUUCCGGACUAUCAUGAAAUUAUAGAGCAUCCGAUGGAUUUUGGGACUGUACGGGAGAAGCUUGCUUCUGGAGCUUAUGCCAACUUGGAACAGUUUGAAAAAGACGUUUUAUUAAUCAGUUCAAAUGCAAUGCAAUAUAAUGCCCCAGAUACUAUAUAUUUUCGGCAGGCACGUACCAUACAGGAGUUGGCAAAAAGGAAUUUUAAGAACUUGAGGCAAGAUAGUGAUGAUAAUGAACCAGAACCUAAAGUAGUAAGAAGAGGCAGACCACCAACCAAGAAUAUGAAAAAACCAUUGGGUAGACCUUCCUUGGAGCGUGCUGGUUCAGAGUUUUCCCCAGAUGCUACUCUUGCUACUGGUGGUGAAAACACAAAUCGGUCCAACGAUUUGAGGAAAGGACUUUAUCAUUUGGAAAAGUCUAGUUUAGCUGAUUUUUCUGGCAGAUUCCCCAUUUCUAGCAAUAAUGAUGCGACAUUUAAUUUGUUUAACCAAAGCAGAUUCGAUAGAAACGAUGAUAUUACAGAUCAUUCUUUCGUUGCAGGUUCUUCCCUAAGAUUUAAUUCAGUGAGACAGGGGAAAAAACAGAUUGUCACCGAUGAGAAUAGGCGUAACACCUAUAAACAAUUUCAAGCUGAAACUGCUUUGCUAGAGCCCUCUGUGUUGAAUACAUUUGAUAGAGAGAGGAAGGCUUUAAUGCCGGUUGGACUUUUCUUGGAGCAUGCUUAUGCACGAAGCCUCGCUCGAUUCGGUGCAGAUCUUGGGUCUGUAGCUUGGAGAGUUGCUUCUAAGAAGAUAGAAAGAUCUUUGCCAGCAGGUUCAAGUUUUGGUCCUGGAUGGGUUGUGGAGAAUGAUACCACACCAAAGAGAGUGUUUCUACCUCAAGUGGAACUCGGUCAGAUGUCGAUAUCGCAGCCCUUUCUUGGGCAUGAAAGUUCUGCUCUAGAUGCAAAGCCUCUAGCUCCUGAACAAAUGGGGGUUCGACUGUCCAACAACUCUGAAGCAGAUACUUCAUCGGAGAAGCAUGAGGAUCCCUCUCAUGCCCCCGGUUUAGAUGGCCAUCUAACCAGGCCUCUGAGCGAGUCUGCUGCAGCUUUGUCAUCACCUUCGAGUACUCGUCAAUCUUCUGAACCCUGCAGGGGAAAGGCAGAAGCGUUUGAAGGAUUGAAUCCUAGUAGCAAUUAUAAUGUAUUGGAAAGUAGUUCUCCAAUCUCUCCAAGACCUUCAUUUCAGAAACACCAGAGUCCAACAAUCCGCCCUGGUAUGAAUGGAUUCAAUGGUGCUUAUGGCUUUGAUCUCUCUGCUCACAGGGGGAAACCAACAGGAGUGUCCGAGCCCAUCGGUGUAAAGCUUCAGUCCUCUCAAAUGCUUGACACGAUCGCAAGGGCUAAUGCUAACUUCAUCCUCCCAGCAACAGCAACCAGCCUAAAUCCAAAAGAACCCAAAUACCCAGAAAGCAAUCCCAUUACAACAAACUCUUCCAGUUCAUUGCUCGGGUCGGGGAAUGAGGCUGCAAUCGGUCCCAGUUCACGAACGGCUUGGCAGCAGGGGCCAUCACCAGAGGAAAAGUCAGAUGCAGUUGUAACAACACUAUAUAAACCCGAAUUGAUUCCCCCGGACCUGAAUGUGAGAUUCAAAUCACCAGGAUCUCCUCCUAGCUCUAGUAAGGUAGACUCUGCUCAUCCUGAUUUAGUAUUACAGCUCUGAGGAUUACUAAUUGUUAAUUUAAUUUUCAACUUGUUGAUUAACCAUAGAAAUGGUGGGGUUUGAGAUCUGUUGCUCCUGAAGUAGAGAGGCAAAAAUUGGAGCCUUACCAAACCCUAACCAAAAUUGUGUUGUAAAAGCAUUAGAGAGGGUUCAUGUACAGAUUUAUGUAUUAUCCUAAUUUUUUAGGUUCAGGGGGAUAAAUAAUAGGUGCCAUUUCUGUCCUUGGAAAAGUGUAGGAAGAUUUGCUUU